Impatiens glandulifera is the source of this 770-nucleotide messenger RNA. RefSeq names its product iron-sulfur assembly protein IscA-like 1, mitochondrial. Gene Ontology annotation, cellular component: mitochondrion; cytoplasm. The coding region runs from base 101 to 523 and encodes 140 amino acids. Gene Ontology annotation, biological process: iron-sulfur cluster assembly. The transcript is spliced from 3 exons. Lineage: Eukaryota; Viridiplantae; Streptophyta; Magnoliopsida; Ericales; Balsaminaceae. Gene Ontology annotation, molecular function: 2 iron, 2 sulfur cluster binding. The record is from RefSeq and is a predicted model, not a curated record.
AAGGAGAAGUCUAAAGAUUGAAGCGAACGGGAGAGGAAUGAAAAUGUCAUAAACAAGGCGAUAGAGAAAGAUACACAGUUGAUUAUAUAUAUAUAUAUAAAUGGCUUCUUCUGGUAAAAUUAUGGCGGCAGCUGCAGAGAGGGUCGGUACAGCGGUUCGUCGUCAAGUUCUAACCCUAACGGAUGCCGCAGCUGAAAGGAUUCAUCAGCUUCUGCAGCAACGUCAACGCUCUUUUCUUAAGCUCGGUGUAAAGGCUCGAGGCUGUAACGGCUUAUCUUACACCCUCAAUUACGCAGAUGAUAAAGGGAAGUUUGAUGAAUUGAUUGAGGACAAGGGUGUCAAGAUAUUGAUUGAUCCAAAAGCUCUUAUGCAUGUAAUUGGUACUAAGAUGGAUUUUGUGGAUGACAAACUCAGAUCGGAGUUUGUCUUUAUCAAUCCAAACUCAAAAGGCGAAUGUGGGUGUGGAGAAUCUUUCAUGACGGGAGGCAAAGGUGAUGCUGCAAAACCUGGUGGCGGUUCAUGAACAUAAUUUGUGAUAAACACUUGUAAGAGAAUAUGUCUCUUAGCUGAGGCUGAGAAGUUUUCAUGGCUUAGAAAUAGAAUGAUAUAAUAAAAUGAAAACAAGUUUGUCUGUUGAGGUAAAAACACAGUUUGGAAUUUAUUUAUACUGGGAUAUAGGUAGCGCUUUUGUUCAAAUGUUUUUGUGUACAAUUGGUCAAUUUAAGUAUGCAGAUAUUGAAAGUGGAAUAAUAUUUUGGUCAGAUUUCUUU